This is a messenger RNA of Papilio machaon (common yellow swallowtail), 781 nucleotides long. Its product is annotated as ankyrin repeat domain-containing protein 39. The transcript is spliced from 3 exons. The record is from RefSeq and is a predicted model, not a curated record. Gene Ontology annotation, molecular function: protein binding. Lineage: Eukaryota; Metazoa; Arthropoda; Insecta; Lepidoptera; Papilionidae. Bases 81 to 614 code for a protein of 177 amino acids.
UAACUUGGACAUUACAAAGAGAAAUCUAAUUUAUUCAUCAACUUUUAAUUUUAAAACAUCACUCAAUACAUUUUGUCAUAAUGGAUCAUAAUAGUGAAUGUAAUCAUGCAAACUGUUCUAUCAAAAAUGCCAAUAAUUCUGUUUGUCAGACUGUUUCUGAAAUGGAUUGGGAACGAGGAUUAUGGAAUGCAGCUUUUAGUGGGGAUGAAGAGAAAGUUUAUAUGUUAAUAAGUAAAGCGAGGGAUGCCAGAGAAAUUGUUAAUACAGUGGACAAUGCUGGCUACAGUCCACUUCACUAUGCAGCCCGUGGUGGACAUGUCAAUAUUUGUGACAUUCUGUUAAAACAUGGUGCAAUCAUAGAUGCAGAAACCCGUAGUGGUAAGGCAACACCACUACAUAAAGCUGCAGCAGCAGGAAAGUUAACAACAGUUAAAUUUCUAAUAAAAAAUGGAGCUUGUGUUGACAAACAAGAUAUUGAUGGACAGACAGCACUUCAUAAAGCUAUUCAGAACAAAAGAUAUGACUUGAUUAAAACACUAACUGAUGCUUGCCCUCAUAUAACUAACAUACGAGAUAAUAAAGGUAAUUUACCAAAUGAUCCCUCUUUAGGUUAAAACACUUACAUGUGUUAUUGUUAGAAAAACUAACAAUAAGAAGAGUAAUAUAUACGAUUUUCAGUCAUGCAUUCAUUCAACUAAAUAUGCCUGACAUUUCAUACUAUUAAUGCCAUAAUCUUCCAGAAACAUUUAAAAAAUUCAUCUUGAGACCCUUCAAUAUUUCC